Molecule: messenger RNA, 4686 nt
Organism: Hippocampus comes (tiger tail seahorse)
Lineage: Eukaryota; Metazoa; Chordata; Actinopteri; Syngnathiformes; Syngnathidae
Product: transmembrane protein 132C
Exons: 9
Coding region: 840-4091 (1083 amino acids)
Source: RefSeq, a predicted model, not a curated record
ACGUUUUGGGGUGUUCGUGUGUGCGCGCGCGCGUAUAUAACUGUUUGUGAGUGCGUGCACGCGUGCAUAUUUGUAUUUGUUUAGUGAAGAGCUAGCCCCCCUGGUGGGUGUCUGUACAACUUACUAUCCCCUGCUAUUGGCUUCCUUCUUUCUCUUUUUCCGACGCGUUUUUUUUUUUGUGGCAGGAGCCAAUAACCUGCCGACACACGCACGCUGCGCACGCACGAAGUCGGACUUUCGUUGAAUAUUUUGAAGCACCUGAUGCCAAAGUGGUUUGGAAGCUUUCGUUUUAUUCGUCUUUGCGUCUUGUGCAGUUGGAGCAGCUGGAGUUCUCAUCCGGACUUGAUGAAUGCUUUCAUGGGAGCGAUAUGAUGUGUGGUGUUUGGACUUGAACUGUUCUUUUGUUUUCGUAGCGCAUUUUUUCCCCGGCAGUUUACUUCAGGAACCUUUUGCCACGCAAACAACGAAGUGAUGCUUUGAAGAACGCCAUUCAACACAUUUCGUACCUUUUGCUUCGUUGGGACACGUCAACGUGAUCGUUGACACAACAUUUAAUCCUUGCUAUUUUCCGAAAAUGAUUGAAAGAGGCUCAAAAAUGCGCGCAAGUUUCCCCUCUUCAUAUUCAAGGCAAAGAGGACGACAAACAAUCCAACAACAAAGGCACCUUUUAUAAAGGUUUAUUUUAGAAUUGUUUUGUUCAGCCCGGAAGAAGUUUGCAUCGUCUUCUCUUUUUUUUUGUUUCAAAGAAGGAUGCAAGAAUUGCAUUUUUCCCUUUGAAUUAAGACAUUUUGCUUUGAUUUUAUUUUGGGGUGAGUUCCCCUCACAUCAAUCCAAGAAACAUGUUGAAUAUCUUUGUGCCGCUGUCUGUGGUGUUACUUUUAAGAGUUGCCGACAGCCGAGUCGUAGAGGGAUUGCAGAGAUAUACUUCGAUCCCCACAUAUCUACCGGUCACCUACCAGGUGCUCAACACAGACUUGGCAUUCUUUCUAAAGGAAAACAACCAAGACUUCAUGAGGAACUCUAGCCUGAUGUCACGUACCGAGUCUUUCUUCAUCUACCAGGCCAGGAGUUUGCCCUCAGUCAACUCCAGCUAUGGGCCGCUUUCUGUGGAGCAACCGGUCCCCAUAGAACUUCUACAGAAUCCAGGCUCCUUUCCCGCCUCUUCACUUUUUACGGUUAAUUGGAAGGUUCAGACUUUUAUCAUGAAUACCAAGAUCCACCUGGCCAAGCCCAAAGUUCAGGUUCUAUUUUACAUUGCAGGCAGGGACUGGGAUGACUACAGUGCCAUUAACAAGCUUCCCUGUGUCCACAUGUUUGCGUUUCAUGAGACCCAAGAGGUACACGGCACCUGCCAGCUAAAGGGGGAGCUGGGGCUUUGCGUGGCAGAACUGGAACCCUUGGCCAGCUGGUUCAGCCCCCCAAGUGUCGUGCCAGGACGCCAAAAGAAACUGGAAGCAUCUGAGGGAACCCCAGUGGAGCUCUACUACAUCCUGCAAUCCACAGAGAGAGGAGAGUGCCAUUCAGAGGAGGUCAAGAAGGAAAAUUUCCUCCGCUCAAGCCAGGAAGGGCACUUUGGUUCUUAUACUUCCACGCCUUUAAGAAGGAUCGGCGGUGUGAGGCUCUACCAGAAUUCCAUUCCACUCCAAUUGGCUGAACACAGACUGGAUCAUAACUUUAUGGUUUUGGUGCCCGCCACACCCGUCAGCCAGAGAGAAACUGUCUCAGCCUAUGUCACAGUGUCAGCCUAUUCUGAUGUGGAGAUGUUCACUCUCAGAGUGAAAUUGAGAGAAGGAGUGAUGUUCCUCGGGGCCCGUCCCAGUAAUCCCACACAGUGGAUGGUAAGCCAGGAUGUGAGGAGUGAAGGACACCGAGUGGUGACCAUCCGUUGCCACAGGAAGGAGUCCAGCUUCGAUCUGGAGAGGGAGGACAUGGGAGUCCAGAGGGUGUUGCAAGUGGAUCUGAAAAUUGAGAGUUUCCCAGAGCUGCCGGGUAGCCGCUGGAUGGCGUGGCAGGUGGAAUACCCGGCCAGUCGCUCUGCCACGCAGGAAGCUGACACUGAGAUCCGACUGGCACAAGAGGAUGUGGCAGGCAUCGUGCCCUUGGCCAUGAAUACUGAGAUUUUAAACACAGCAGUCCUGACCGGAAAGACUGUUGCUGUUCCUGUGAAGGUGGUAACCAUCGGAAUAGACGCUUCCGUUACUGAUGUCUCUGAAGCAGUGGAGUGUCGCACCACAGAUGAAGACGUGGUCAAGGUGUCGGAGAGAUGUGACUAUGUUUUUGUGAACGGCAAAGAGAUGAAGGGCAAAGUGAAGAUGGCGGUGAACUUUACCUACGCCUACCUGAGUGCUCAGCUGGAGCUCAACGUGUGGAUCCCUCGGCUUCCCCUCCAAAUUGAAGUGUCUGACACAGAGCUGAGCCAGAUCAAAGGGUGGCGGGUGCCCAUCAUGGCCAGCAGUCCCAGGUCCACACGGGACAGUGAGGAUGACGAUGAUGAAGACAGACGAGGACGAGGCUGCACCCUGCAGUACCAGCACGCCAUGGUCAGAGUCCUGACUCACUUUGUUGCUGAAUCCGCCGAUCCCCGAAGCCAGACCAGCUACAUGCUGGGCACCGAUUGGCAGGCGGACAUUACAGAGUUAGUGGGGGAAUUCCUGAAGGUGGAGAACCCUCAGAUCGCACAGCUGCUGGACAAGCGGAUACUUAUGGGACGCGAUGUGGGAAUGACCACGAUUCAGGUGCUGUCUCCUCUGUCAGACUCAAUCCUGGCAGAGAGGACCGUCACGGUGUUAGAUGACAAAGUGACCAUCGCAGAGUUGGGGGUCCAGUUGGUCACAGGGUAUGCACGAGGACUGGCAGACAAGCGCAUGUGUCCAGUGAAUAUUUUCGGAACAAGGAGUCUUUUACGAUUAGAGAUGGAACACGGCACGCAGGAGGCCUUGAUAAGUGCCUGGUUGCAGUUCAGCGACGGUUCCGUGGCUCCUCUAGACCUGUACAACUCAGACUUUUUCAGCCUGACAGCCACAUCCCUGGAUGAGGACGUGGUGACGGUGCAGCAGAACCCCUCGUGGAAGUGGCCUGUCAUUGUGACAGAGGCCGAGGGCCAAGGGCUGCUGGUCAAGGUGGAAAUGACUGUUUGCGAGAUUUGCCAGAAAUUCAAACGGCGUAGUGUCCUGGCGACGGGCAACUGUCACGUGAAGGUGAAGUUUGGUUAUAGUGACAGUUCCAGGGGAGGCAGCAAUGAUUACGGCACAGAUGGCGAGGAGAUGGAGAACAGAGGAAGGCCGCCCUCACCCGACAGAAUUGGGCUUGACGCCCACUACUAUUACGGCAGCUCAAUAUCUGACAUGGAGCAAAGCAGGGCCACCACUACUGGAAGUGCAAUCAUGCGCAGACCCGAUGGUGAUAAACUCCCAGGUGAUGGGAGUGAAAGGAUGCCGAUAGACUUUGCUGACUUCCCUGCUCAAGUGGACCUGCCCCGUGAGCGCAACAUGGAAGAUGAGCUCAUACGGACUGCUCGUGGUCUCACAGAUCUGGAAAUUGGCAUGUAUGCCCUCCUGGGAGUCUUCUGCCUCGCUAUCCUCGUGUUUCUUAUAAACUGCAUCUCCUACACGUUAAAAUACCGCCACAAAGAGCUGUCCAUCGAGGGCCAAGAGAACAUGAACCACGCCCACGACUGGGUGUGGCUGGGAAACGAGGUGGAGCUGCUGGAGAGCGAAAUCAGCUUGUCGCCCCAGCAGGAGGAGCAGACUUCCAUGAUAGACUCGAGCAGCGGGCUGGAGGAAGGCAGCCACUUGUUGAACGGGGGCUCGGCGCAGAAGAACAUUCAGAGUCAAGUGCACCGGGCAGCCGACACAGGCUGCCUGGCCAGGGAAGGCAAGGGAGAAUCCCCGACAACUAAGAGGAAGCGAGUACAGUUCACCACAUUCACCACCAUGCCCUCAGACAGUAGCUACCCGACUGUUAGCACGCUGACCCGAUGCCACAACCAGGACAUUAAGUGGGUGUGUCAGGACGUUGCGCUCGCCGACUCCAAGGAGUUACGCAAUUACAUGGAGCAGUUAAAUGACAGUGCUUUAAAAGAGGUGGCAUAAUACACAGAUGCAACUCAUCACAACUCACCCUUUUGCCUUUCAGGGGAAAGUGGGUCUGGAUUUCAAGUGAACGUAGACAUUUUGAUUGAUAAUCAUGUCCAACCUGCCAAAGGCUCAACGACAUCAAAGCUUGUCAUUUUGCCACAAAUGUAAUGCGGCACAUGACAAAUACGUCAUUGAAUGAGGACUCGGUGGUAUACAUAUUUUUUUCUUUGGUUCCUCAGUUUUUUUGUUAUCUCAUGACAGGAGUAGUAACUUUCCCAAGUCAUGAUCUGCUGCCGAUAAAGCUGUGAAAUUCAGAUGGCACGUAGAAUUUAAAAGAAACGAUAGAUGUUCCGUGUUGAUGCACAUUAAACAAUUUUGCAGCAUUGUGUAACAUUUUCUCUGAAUUUCUCCCAUCAAGUUGUUCGUGUUUUAGGAAAAUCAAAAGGCCAAACCAAAUGCGUGCAUGUUGUUGGGAAGAGCUCGGCACAAUAUUUUUGCUCCUCAUCAACCCCCAAACAAGGUCAAGUGUACAAUCACAUACGAGGCAUUGUAUUGUAUCUCUGUAUAUUGUAUUUUCAUAACAUUUAAGGAAUAUACAGCAAUGUCAAGA